AUGCAGAUUAAAUUAAUAAUUGACAAUAUUGAAGAUGAAGUAGAAAUUCUUCAAGAUUUAAAUAUUGAUUCUAAAGAUUCAUCUUUAUUUUGUCUUCAAUCAUCUUCAUCAAUAUCAUCAUGGAUUGUUGAUUAUUAUUUUACAAAAAUUCAUUCAAAUGAAAUAAAUAUAAUAAAUAAUAAAUGUUUACAGCCAAAUAAUAUAAUUGGUUUUUAUGAUAUGUUUAGUAUUUAUCAACUAAUUCAAUCUUCAUCAUUAUUUGAAUUUUUUCAAUUAUGUAAAAAUAAAUUAAAACAAAUCAAAAAUGAUUUAAUGGUUGAAAAUUAUAAUAAUUAUUUAAAUCAUUGUGGUUUAAUUGAUAUCAUUGAGCUUUUUCAUCAAUUAAAAUUAGAAUCAUUUAUUAAGACAAUUAUUUUAUCGAUUAAUAAUAUUAAAAAUGAUAUGGAUCGACUAUUUUUCGAAUAUUUACUAGAAUUAUCAUCGUCAUCAUGUUAUAUUUAUGACGUCAAAACAAAAUUGAUAACAACGGAAACAAAAGAAAAUUUAUUUAAAUUAAUUGAUAAUAGAAAGAUACCGGUUGAACCAAAAAAUAUAAAAGAUUCUAUAAAACAUACACUAUGCACAUAUUUAUCAUUAUUGUUUGAUACACGCAAUGAACAUGCACUUAUACAUUGUCUUAUUACAUCUGCACGUCAUGGUAUUGAACGCGAAAUAAUUGUUGAACUGAGACGUUUAUCAAAAUUAUCAAAAAAUAAAUGUUUAACAAUAUAUGAAAUUCUUCUUUCAUUCCUUCGACGUAAAGAAUUAAUAUUAAAUCGUAUAUCAUCGUCACAACAAGAUUUCAUAAAUAAGGAUGAUAAAUCAUUUCAUCCAAUUGAUAAAUAUUACAUUGGUAUAAAACAACUUUUUGAUUUUAUUGAACAAUUACAAAUGAUAAUUGAAAAAAAUGAAAAUUUAAAAAUUGAAUCAAUGUAA
Molecule: messenger RNA, 975 nt
Organism: Rotaria sp. Silwood2
Lineage: Eukaryota; Metazoa; Rotifera; Eurotatoria; Philodinida; Philodinidae
Source: the annotation of a GenBank genome assembly